AUGAGCAGCGGCACCUCUGCCCGAGCCCCCUUCACUCAAGGCAUUGCGGGGCGCGCUAUCAAGACGCGUGUCAAGUCGAACCUCGGCCAGCCCUACGCGAAGCGCUUCUAUAACAAUGCCUGGACAUAUCGUGUGGCCCAGCUCACCACAUCGAACAUGCGCAGCAUGAAGAAAUCACCCAUCGCCAUGGGCUUUGACAGCGGCAUCGGUGGUGGACACCGUAACAGUGGCUCCUCGCAUGGCAGCGAAGAUGGCAGUAGCAGCGGCAGCGGCGCAGAGAUGCCGGUGAAGAGCGACUUGCAGCCGCACGCCCUUCACAAGUUCACCGGCGAGGAGGACUGGUCCAUCGUCGUUGCAGUGCCAAAGAGCUCUGAGCACGUGUACAACCUACAGGACUGCUCCAAAGGCAGCCUCAUGCUGGGCCACACAGAUCCACAACUGUUUCAUUGGUUCAAGGAGCUUGGUGCCUUGCCGCCGCGCUCACUGCUCUCGGGGCCGAUGGAGCUGCUGCGCGGGGAUUUGCAGGCGGAGGCGUGGGAGCAGACCUUCUCACGGCACCCGGUAAUCCAUCGCAUUGCGCAGGACAUGUGGGAAAGCGACGAGAGCAAGACAGCCGAGGAGGCCGUGCACAUCGCCAAACGGGAGCAGGAAGAAGAUGAAAAGCGUAUGCGCCGCAUGAGCAGCAGCGACUGGCGCGCCAAGUUCCGCGACCGCGAGCGGAACCCGACGCGUGCAGAGGACGAGGAGGCGCCAGUGUAUGUAAUCAAGCCUGAGACCUUCUCGCUCUUCCGCAUGAAGCCGGAUGUGCGACUGUGGAUGAACAUUGCUGGGCAGACGCAGCGAGUGUGGAAUCCGGUGGUACCCGAUCACGACCCGCUCUGCCGCUGCUCCCACCGCUUUAUCCGCAUGUUGAACCUGGGUCGGCAGAAGCUUGUGCCCUCGCUGAACAUGAACUACUCGCUGAAGCUAACAAAUGCCUUCAUCUUCGAGAUUGACGACCGCGGAAUGUGGGCAAUGGGCACGCAGGAAAACGUAGCGGACAAGAACGGCAUCGUGAAGGAGGAGUGGAUGGAGCUGCGGCUCGAUUUUGGCAAAAAUAUGGCUAUCACGACGGAGCAGGAGAUGGAGUGGUGGGUGCGCGGGCUGACAAAACUAGGUGCGCCGGAGCUAUCACAAACGAAUAGCAGCAUCGAUGAUGCCGGCUUGAGCCCCGAGGACUUCGAGUAUCGACACAUUUGA
Leishmania braziliensis MHOM/BR/75/M2904 is the source of this 1239-nucleotide messenger RNA. RefSeq lists its product as hypothetical. The transcript has a single exon. The record is from RefSeq and is a predicted model, not a curated record. Lineage: Eukaryota; Euglenozoa; Kinetoplastea; Trypanosomatida; Trypanosomatidae. The coding region runs from base 1 to 1239 and encodes 412 amino acids.